AAGUUGUUGAGAAUGGAGAAGGAAAAAGAGAAAUUUACAAGUGAGAGAACAUGUUUCCAUUUCUCAUUCCCCAAAUUCUCAUGGCGGAGUAAACGGAGCCGAACAAUGAUCAAUGACAGCCUUCUCCCUCUGGCAUGAGUCCAUGCAGUGCCGGCCAAGGGGCGGCAGUCUCAAUCAAACCUUGCCACCAUCAAUCUCCACAUUCCCAAUGUUUUUACCCACUUUCACCAUUACCAUGUUACCUAGGUGCUACCGUCAAACACUGAGUCGGAGACUAAUUGCUGCUUCUUGAGGCUUGAUGGGGUGUGUACUUGCCAAGACCAACUCCCCAACUCAUGGCUCUCAUGGCCUUGACAAGUUGAAAGUUGAUCAUGGGUAUGUCAAGGGAGGUGGGGAAGGGAGACUCCUUGGCCUGAAAGGCCCUGGAAAGGAGGCGGUGAAGGCCAAUUCCGAGGUCAAGGCUGAUGGUGGAGGAGGGAAGGGUGGAGACCGUGCGAUUACUAGAGAGACAGAGAAAGUGAAUGUUUCAGGAAGGCUUACGGUGCAGCAGACUGGAGGAGUUGAUGAUGAUGAAAUUGUGGAUGGCUGGCCAAAGUGGCUUGUUGAGAAUGUGCCUCCAGAUGUUUUGGAUGGCUUGGUUCCCAAGAGUGCUGAUUCAUAUGACAAGCUUGCUAAGGAAAUUUUCAAUCUCUAUAUAGGCCAAGGAACUUACAGCAAUGUGUACAAAGCUCGUGAUAGAGACACCAAAAAGAUUGUUGCUCUGAAAAAAGUCCGCUUUGACACAUCAGAGCCAGAGAGCAUCAAAUUUAUGGCGAGGGAGAUAAUGAUACUACGGAAGCUUGAUCAUCCCAAUGUCAUCAAGCUUGAAGGACUAGCCACAUCGAGGAUGCAAUAUAGUCUUUAUUUGGUCUUUGAAUUCAUGCAACAUGACUUGACUAGAAUAAUCUCACGCCCUGAAGGACGGCUCACUGAACCUCAGGUAAAGUGUUACAUGCAGCAACUGCUUUCUGGUCUCCAGCACUGCCAUGAGAAAGGAAUUCUACACAGAGACAUUAAACCUUCAAACUUGCUAAUAGACAAAAAUGGAACACUCAAAAUUGCAGAUUUUGGGCUAGCAAACUUCUUCCCUCCCAAACAAAAACGUUCUCUUACGAGCCGAGUUGUGACUCUCUGGUAUAGAGCCCCGGAGCUCUUGUUAGGCUCUACAGAUUAUGGUGUUGGUAUUGAUCUAUGGAGUGCAGGAUGUCUACUGGGAGAAAUGUUUGUAGGAAGGCCAAUUUUGCCUGGGAGGACUGAGGUUGAGCAACUUCAUAGAAUCUUCAAGCUUUGUGGUUCCCCCUCGGAUGAUUACUGGAAAAAAAUGAAGUUACCAACAAGCUUCCGACCCCCACAUCAUUACAAACCUAGUUUUGAAGAAUUUUUCAGGGACUUUUCAACACCAUCAUUUGGUCUGUUGACAACCCUUCUUGCUCUUGACCCAACAUCUCGUGGCACUGCUGCCUCUAGUCUCCAAUGCGAAUUCUUUAGUUCAAGUCCAUUGGCGUGUGACCUUUCAGCUCUACCUGUGCUGUAUAAAGAGGUGGAUGAUCCGGCUGAAACUAGGGAUCGGAAGAGGAGGAUCUACAAAGUAAGGCAAUGGUCUCAGACAAACCGUGAUUUCCAUCAGCAAAAGGUCCAGGAAAGAGGGGAAUUUGGACCUUCGAAUGAGGAAAAGAAUGUGGAAACUGGAAGUACACACAGCCAAGAAAUGGGAAGCAUGCAUAGCCAAGAAAUGGCAAACACUAGUGCAGGAGGCAGCAGCACUUCCUCCAGUUUUAGACCCUCCAUACACGAAAACUUGAAUGCAUCUCUUUCCCCGAUAAUCCGUUCUCAUCAGAAAAGGUUUCCAAGCACUGAGGGUCAUCCCAAUGCUCUCAAGAACAUUAAUCCUGAUGUCCUAAAAAACAUCACCCUCUUACAGGCCUCUAUAAAAGAUAUCAUCAACCCCACUGCAGGCGGUACAUACCGGAGAUCUCAUUCAACGCUGGACUUCCGAAAUUUUGAUCCUGAGAAAUUUUUUGGAUUUGAUAAAGUAUAG
This is a messenger RNA of Argentina anserina (silverweed cinquefoil), 2077 nucleotides long. Its product is annotated as probable serine/threonine-protein kinase At1g54610. NCBI's taxonomy places the organism in Eukaryota, Viridiplantae, Streptophyta, Magnoliopsida, Rosales, Rosaceae. Gene Ontology annotation, biological process: positive regulation of transcription elongation by RNA polymerase II; protein phosphorylation. Gene Ontology annotation, molecular function: ATP binding; RNA polymerase II CTD heptapeptide repeat kinase activity. The transcript has 7 exons. The record is from RefSeq and is a predicted model, not a curated record. Bases 299 to 2077 code for a protein of 592 amino acids. Gene Ontology annotation, cellular component: nucleus; cyclin-dependent protein kinase holoenzyme complex.